UAAUUAUUUUGCAAUUCCCCUUUCCUUAACAGACUCUCCCACCAACGACACUAUAAGCUGUUCGCAAAACCUUAUAAUUCUCUGUUGCUUUGUCUCUCUCGCAUGCAACCCAAAUUCAUAGUUUUAGUUUGGGUCACUGCGAGGAAAAGCUUUUGGAGCAGUGGUCUUGGCAACGGGAACUUCUCCGGCUUAGUGUCUCCACAUUUCUGGACAAAAUUGAAGUGAUAUGGAGCAAACAGAACCACCCAAGUCCCGUUCGAAAGUGGAGAUAGAGAUGGAGUUGGACAGAAUCAGCAACUUACCAAGUGAUGUUAUAGUUAAAAUUCUGUCAUGUUUGACUCUUAAGGAGGCAGUGAGGACAAGUGUUCUUUCGAGCAGGUGGAGGAACAGAUGGGCUAUGCUUUCAGGACUUAUAUUUGAUGAGAAGUGUUUCUCGACUGAAAACUGUGCAACCUUCGUGAACAUUGUUUAUCAUGUACUCUUAAGUCACAUUGUCCCAGUAGAGAAGUUUGUGCUUUCUCACCCACAUCUUAUACCUACAAUAGAUAUUGAUCGAUGGGUUCUUCAUCUAUCAAGAAACUCUAUUAAAGUUUUCGAACUUCGUAUUCCUGAUGGGCCUCAAUACGAGAUGCCAUUACGUUUCUUUUCUUAUCAAGAUAUGAUUGAGCUGAAGUUAUCUCAGUGCUUGCUGAAACCUCCAACCACAUUCAAAGGCUUCAGAACUUUGAAGAUGGUUAGAUUUCAGCGUGUUGCCUUGGCCCAAGAUGUGUUGGAAAAUCUGAUUCUUUGCUGUCCUCUGCUGGAGAGUUUGACAAUUAUAAAAUGUAUUGGCUUUACCCAUCUCAAGAUUGAUGCCCCAAAUCUUCGAUUCCUUUCUUUCUCUGGUCGCUUGGAAGAUGUUAGUCUUCAGAAUACCUUAAAUCUUGCUGUUGUUCGCUUUAAUCCUUGGCGCAUUUAUCACAGACAAGAUCAUGUCAGUUCUUCCAAUUUGGCAAAAUUUUUCGUUGACCUGCCUCAUAUUCAGAGGCUCACAAUUGAUGGUGCGGCUGUACAGUAUUUAGCUGUUGGUGACUUGCCUGGAAGGCUCCCCAAACCAUGUCUACAUCUAAAUUUUCUUUCUCUCCUCCUAAGCUUUAAUGUUCUUGCGGAAAUUUUAACUACUAUAUAUCUUCUGAGAAGCUCCCCUGCUCUGAAAGUACUACAUGUUAUGGUCCGCCUCAGCCUUCUUCAGCGCCUCAACCGUCUUCAUUCUGUUAAAGAAGAAGCAAAGUCUUGGUUGGAUAACCUAGAUGACGACAUAAAUUGCUCAUUCCCCAAACUGCAAUUUGUUCAAAUAACCGAAUUUUCUGGUAGCAAAGCUGAACUAGAUUUCAUCAAAUUUUUGCUUGUAAAUUCACCCGCGCUUGAGACGAUGACUAUUAGGGCUUUAUCCGCCGAUGGUUCUUCAGAAGUUUUAAAGAAGUUGCUCCAGUUAAGGCGGACCUCAAGUGCAGAGAUUAUAUACUUGGAUCCCUGAUUCAUCAAUGAGUCUCGACAGCAGCCAUUCAUCAAUGAGUCUCUACAGCAACCACUAACAAAACUUGGUUGAAGAUAAUGUGUAUUUGUGCAGUCUUUAAUCUCUGUUUGUCUGAAGUCUGAACAAUGUAGCAUAUGGGUAGAAUGUUAAUUAUUCCAACUUUCC
This is a messenger RNA of Rosa chinensis, 1681 nucleotides long. Its product is annotated as F-box/FBD/LRR-repeat protein At1g13570. Gene Ontology annotation, molecular function: protein binding. The transcript is spliced from 4 exons. The record is from RefSeq and is a predicted model, not a curated record. The coding region runs from base 227 to 1516 and encodes 429 amino acids. NCBI's taxonomy places the organism in Eukaryota, Viridiplantae, Streptophyta, Magnoliopsida, Rosales, Rosaceae.